CCUCCCCGCUGCCGGCUGCGGCCCGGGCCGCCUCCCGCCUCGCUGCGGGGCUCCGCCGCCGCUAUCGGGCAGCGGGCGCGGGAGGCCGGGCUGCCGCCGCGGCCAUGGCGAAGGACGCAUCCACUUACGGCUAUGGCUGGAGAGCAGGCUGCCUGCGGGAGAGGGAUCCUUGCAGAGAAGAAAGGCUGCUGCCAGGCCUAUAUAUGAGCUCCCAGGUGGUCCUCUGAGCCCACUUCUGAUGUCAUUUUUCUGCAGGAAGGGGGUAAGUGGGCUACAGCUGGGGUUUUACCUGCCGUUGGAGUCUUCAUUAUCCUCCCUGCAGUCCUCUUCCACUUCAUCAACAAGAAGCUCUGCUUUGAAAAGGGAGAUGAGCUUCCAUGCAUGGGGCAAGAAGGAAGAAGAAAACACUACAAAGAAAAGUCCAGAGUUCAAGAGGGCUUUGGUCUGUUGACAGCUGUAACCAGCAUGUGUGUGCUUCAGAAAAGCAACCUGAAUUACAAGUGACAUGCUGGCAAAGCUGAACUGAUCACCAGAUACUUACAUAGUGUUAAACAUGGCUUCUGAGGCUGCUCAGAAUUUCCUUCAGCCACUGUCAUCUUGGAUAUCUCAAAUAUAUGAAGCUAUUCAACAAGCAGGAGACUCUAUAUCUGCUUCACUGCUGAAUUUAAGUGGAGUGGGUCGUAAAUCAGAAGAUGAGAGGAACCGGGACUUGGAGAAUAGCAAAGUUUAUGAGGAUUAUUCUGAGGAAUUGGAUGAUGAACGACACUUGGACCUCUGGGAUGAGGAAUACUUACAUCCUAAAGAAGAUGGUCACGUUGGGGGUCGUGAUCUUGAUUCACAAGACCUCCCUCACAGCUCUGGCAUGAGUCAGCAGAAGCAAAAGCAGGUUAAAAAUACCAGCAGCUUACCAGAGCAGUGUGUUGAAAGCACUAGGUCUUUGAUCGCCAAUGGAUCCUACUGGACAAACGAAGAUCUCCAGACACUUGAUCAGCUUCCUCCUAUUGUUGAGGAAGAAGGUGAACCCUCCAUGAAGAUGGGAGGUCAUGAGCACAACCUCAGCUUGGGUAGCCCCUUAAAAAGUAAUACUGGCAAGGCAACUUUUGCAGGUCUGGAUGGACUAAGCCAACUGAGUUACCAAGACAGCCUAUCCUAUGGUGAAGAUGACCAUUUAUCUGUUGAUUCAAGAGCAACAACUGAGAGUAGGGGCAUGGGGCAGCAUGAAGAGCCUAGGAUGGAGUCCAGUAUUGCUGAUGCCAUUAGGCCGCAAGCCACAGAAGGACAUUUGGAAGUGGAUACCAACCAGGGCUUUGAAGUAAGUGAUGCUACUGACAGGUCAUCGCCUUGGAACCCCAAGGAACAUACUGAAGUGAAUAGCAUACCAGCUCAUCAUAGUGCUCAUGAGCCCAUCUGUAAAUGUGGUGAUUUAGACAUCCUCUUCAACUAUAAAGCCUCAAGUCAAAAGUUAGUAGUUACUGUCUUAGAAGCAAGGGGUAUCCCAGACAAAGACCGCAGUGGAGUGAACACCUGGCAAGUGCACACAGUGCUGAUGCCUAGCAAGAAACAGAGGGGUAAGACAAGUGUUCAGAGGGGACCGAUCCCCAUGUUCAAGGAUAAAAUUACCUUCAAUAAACUGGAGCCAGAGGAGUUAAGCAGCCAUGGCAUUCGUUUCCGACUCUAUGCGGUGCACAAGAUGAUUGGAGAGAAGAUGAUGGGUGAGCAGUUGUUCUGCCUGAGCAACAUCAGCCAGGAAGGGGAAACAAAAGUGACACUGGUCUUGGAGCCAAGGAGUAACUUGAGUAGUGCAGACUCUCAGCUUAGUCUGUCAGCAGUCUCUCACAGCGAUAGUGCUUCUUCAACACAGUCCCUGUCGCAUGGAGGGGUGCCAGAGCUGCUUGUGGGAUUGUCAUACAAUGCCACUACAGGGCGGCUGUCAGUGGAGGUGAUCAAAGGCAGUCACUUCCGAAACCUCGCCAUUAAUAGGCCACCUGAUACUUAUGGAAAGCUCUGCCUGCGCAACUCUGUGGGUCAGGAGAUGUCUCACUGCAAAACCUCCAUCCGUCGAGGACAGCCCAACCCUGUCUACAAAGAAACUUUCAUCUUCCAGGUUGCUCUCUUCCAGCUCUCUGAUGUCACACUAAUGAUCUCCAUAUACAACAGACGCAGCAUGAAGCGCAAAGAGAUGAUUGGGUGGAUUUCUAUGGGUCAGAACAGCAGCGGAGAGGAAGAGCAAAGUCAUUGGCAGGAAAUGAAGGAAUCGAAGGGGACACAGGUCUGCAGGUGGCACAUGCUGCUGGAGUCCUAGUGGUUACCAGGACAGCCUGUGGGUCCUGAUGUGAUGAGCUGUCUUUCCUUGUUCUCAGUCAGCAGCAAAAAGCUGUGCCAUGGCAAGCACAGUGCUCUGAUGGGUCACAUGCGCUUUGACCUGACUUUUCAGUAUCAGCAGUCACAGGUAUUAAAGAUAGCAAGGCCUGGGAAGCAAGUUUAGUUCUUGUCUUUCCAGGUUGUCCUGCCUAUUGUACAUCCAAAUAAUUAAUCCUAGGGAGAAGCAGUGGGAAUACCUACAAAAUCCUUUCCUUGGUCAUUGUCUCACUCAUUUUGUCAUAGGUAUGACCAUCAUAGGACAAUUUUGAUGCUGUUUUUUUCUGGAGUAAACUCUGUCUUCCCUCCCUCCCUUAUUUAUGUUAGUGAAGUUCGCAGAUAUUCUUGACAUGCAGAUAGCUCACAGAAAGGCUAACCUGCAUGCAGAUCACAUUCUCUCCCUUUGUAUUAUUGUGUUUCUACGUCCUAGAAAUAAGCAUUUGAUACCGCUAUAAACUGAAUGGUGUAUUUUUCAGGCAGCAUGGGAAAGCACUCUUAAAUUCUUCGUCAACUUUCAAGUGCCUACACAUUACUACUGUUUUUCUGUACUAAAAACUGAUCUUAGCACUAAGCACUAUCAGUAUUUUCAAUUAAGCAUCCUGUGCACUUGUUAGCCUGCAUUGUCGUGGGUUUGCAUGAGAGAUACCUAACAUCAGUUUUAUAUUGUAGUUAUACAAUGCAUGUUUAGAUGUUUACUUGAAGUUCCUGGCUUCUGUCAUCACAAAUACCAAAAAAGACUAGAACAAGCUGCACAUCCACCUUUGUGCCUGAAUCACUCUUUUCUGCAUCACUGUUUUACUCAUAUGUUACUUUUCUUUUUAAGGAAGGUUCAUUCAGAAAAGCCUUUCUGUGAGCAUUAUACAAAAAGGCUUUAGAUCAUGGUCUGUGACUCUGUUAAGCACAACUCAGUGCUGAGGGCUCUUUGAGUGUGCUGUCCUGUACUAUCUUCUCAGCAACUGAAAGGGGUCUGGUUUUGACACAUGGAGCAGCGGAGGAUGCCAGACCAUGUCACCUCAUCUCUGGGGCGACCUCUCCUGCAGGCAAGGAAUGGGAUCCAGGGGGCUCUCCUUGAGGAGCUGCUGGCUCUGUUGAGCUAACACCAGUGAGAACUAUUAUGCUUCCUGCCUUUAACUAAAAACAAUGCAAGGAGCAGGCUUGCUGGAGAAGGUGAUGAUACUUUUAUGUAGUUACGGUACAGACUAUAUUGUCAUUUUCUAUUUUAAUCUUAUUUCCUGUCUCUGUGACUUGAAGUUAUGGAGAUGAUGGAUAGGGGACAUGUCUUAGUCUGCUACUCAACUAUUGAAAGUUCAGCAGUUGUUAGCUGUUGCAAUGUUGUGUGUGACACAGCAGAGGGUGUUCAUCCCUCCGCUGUGGUGGUGGUAUGUAGGCAGUAAGGUGCUGAGAUCUUCAAAUACUAUUAACUCCCCUUUCCUGGUGAUGGUAGCAAGACACAGGAAUUAUUUUGCUGAAAAGGUUUGUCUGUGCUGAAUCACUUCAUGUUUUGGUUUUGUCAUUUAUUGAGACCUGGCACCAAAUUCUGCCUCCUACCGCACCACAGUGUCUCCUUCCCUUCAAUGGUGCUGUGCAAAUCUAACUAAUGCAAAUUUUGGCACUGGCUGUUUGACCAAAAUUGAUACUCGGUGCAGGUUUACAUCAUAUACAUCCAGACUAGCCAGACCCUGCGGGCAGUGGUGUGAUACAUACAGGUUAUCACUUGUCAUACACACAGUCUUUGUCUGUCCUCGUGAGGCAGACAGAAUAAUCUGCAUGCAGAAGGACAUCUGGUAUAGGUGAUACAAAUUAUUUGACAGGACAUGGUUUUAUAUAUUCUUAUCACUUACCUGUCUGAGCAUCGUUUUUCUGAUGGUGGGUAUCCUAUGAAAGAGGGUUGCCCUUACUGCCUAGAUAAGCUGGUGUAAUAUCUGCUUUGCACUACUGAGGCUUUGUAUCACAAAUAACCCAAAUACAGCUCAGCAAGUAAAUACAUUUUUGACGGCACUGUUAAUGUUGCUGAGUGCAAGAGAAAAUGAGCAUGUGAGUGGUAACCAGCAGAAUAUAAAUGGUUUUUUAUUAUGUACUUUUAUUCUGGAAAAAAGUAAAGAAACAUCCCAAUUGAAAAGAUGCAUUUGCUGAUUUCAGUUGUUUUCCAGUCUCUGCGUCUUUUUUCCUGAACUGCAUAAAAUGUGUAUACAAGUGUUUAUAAUUAAUUUUAUUAUCUGGGAUGUGUAUGUAUAAUAAACUUAGUGAGGUUCUCUUCAUAACCUCUUGA
Molecule: messenger RNA, 4627 nt
Organism: Pezoporus flaviventris
Lineage: Eukaryota; Metazoa; Chordata; Aves; Psittaciformes; Psittacidae
Gene: SYT16
Product: synaptotagmin 16
Exons: 10
Coding region: 554-2302 (582 amino acids)
Source: RefSeq, a predicted model, not a curated record